AUGGACGCCUUUUCCGACUCUGGUGAAUUAUACACCAUAAGAUACCAAUUUUACACCAACCAAUACCACAAAGUCAAAUCUUACUCACUUGAGGAAUUUUCCGAGGAGAAUCAAUUGAAAGUGUUCGAAUUUCAAAUUAGAUCUACAGUGGCUUUAGAUCAGGAUGCAUCACAAUUAAUAGAACAAGGUAAAACUAGGUUUCCUGACAAUGAAGAGUUUUUCCAAUUACUACAAGCGUGGAAUGACUUGCAUGAUUUUGGCACUGAUGACUCUACCUACUUUGAAGAUUUAAAACAAGCUAAAUUUGAAUUACAAGCCAUAUUGGCAUCACUUUACUUGGUUAAGUUUGCUAAAGACAUAGAUCAAAGUAUUAAGUUCCUUACUGAUUACAUUGAUAAAUUGAACAAUUUACAAAAGUACAACGAGAUUGAAGUGUUUUUAAUUUUGAUUCAAUUGUAUUUCAUUAAAGGGAAUUUCAAACAAGCUACUUUCAUUUUCAAAGUGUUGAACCUGUUUCCUGAUUUUUCCCGCGAUAACAUUAUUUACCAAAUCAUUGAGAGUUGGUAUAUCAGUAUUCAAAAUGGAACUGAUAAUGUCAACAAUAGCUAUUCAUUAUAUGACGAAGUUUUGAGUAAUAGUUAUAGUGAUGAUGACAACAAGGGUAAAGUUCACAACUUGACAGUAUUGUUGGUAUUGACUUUACAAUUGAAACAUUACCCUGAAGCACAAGAAGUCUUGGAUCAAAUAUCAACUUUAACUGAUGAAAAGAAUGCUGAUUUGAUCGCUAAUCAAAUAACAUUGGAUAGGUUGGUCAAUUACGGGCAAGAAACCAACGGGUUGUUAGCAGAGUUGAAGAAGGUGAAUGUUGAGCAUGAAUUGAUUAAAGAUGAAGAGUCAAAGAAUGAAAUAUUCGAUGCAAUUGUAGCCAAAUAUCAAACUGUAUAG
This is a messenger RNA of Lodderomyces orthopsilosis Co 90-125, 945 nucleotides long. RefSeq names its product coatomer subunit epsilon. Gene Ontology annotation, biological process: endoplasmic reticulum to Golgi vesicle-mediated transport; retrograde vesicle-mediated transport, Golgi to endoplasmic reticulum; intra-Golgi vesicle-mediated transport. The coding region runs from base 1 to 945 and encodes 314 amino acids. NCBI's taxonomy places the organism in Eukaryota, Fungi, Ascomycota, Pichiomycetes, Serinales, Debaryomycetaceae. Gene Ontology annotation, molecular function: structural molecule activity; protein binding. The record is from RefSeq and is a predicted model, not a curated record. Gene Ontology annotation, cellular component: COPI vesicle coat. The transcript has a single exon.